Messenger RNA from Clonostachys rhizophaga, 1200 nucleotides. The record is from the annotation of a GenBank genome assembly. NCBI's taxonomy places the organism in Eukaryota, Fungi, Ascomycota, Sordariomycetes, Hypocreales, Bionectriaceae.
AUGUCCGAAGAGAUUGAAAAGAUAUACGACGAUCUCGUGACGGCUGGGCUGCUCCCCGGUGUUUCUGUCUUUGCAGGAGACAGAAAUGGUAAACUUCUCUACACUAAAUCAGUGGGUAAAGGAAGCCUCAAAGAUGACGCUGACCUUGCCCUCACUGAGUCCACCAUGUGCAUUAUUGCUUCAAUGACGAAGCUAAUGACUUCGGUUGCGGUGCUCCAGUGUGUUGAAGAUGGAAAGCUCGACCUCGAUCAGGAUGUGAAGUCUUUGCUUCCUGACAUAGGCAAGCAUGGUAUCCUCACUGGCUUUGAUGGUGACACCCCGGUUCUUGAACCGAACACUACGCCGAUCACCCUGAGGCUGCUCCUCACGCACACCUCGGGUCACGAAUAUGAUUUCAUCAGUUCGACUAUCGCUAAAUGGCGAGCAUCUCGCAAUGAGACGCCAUGGCUAGGCAAGACUGUCGAGGAGAAGUCGGUAGUGCCUCUGCUCUUUACUCCGGGGACCGGGUUUGCAUACGGCCAUGGCCAUGACUGGGCAGGCAAGGCAAUUGAGAAAGCGACUGGCAUGACCCUCGAGGAAUUUAUGCGUCUUCGCAUAUGGACACCAUUGGGGAUCGAGAAUGACGCCAGUUUCUUCCCCGAGUUGAGGGAAGACAUGAAAAACCGCCUGGCCACCGUGAGCACGCUCAGCGAAAAGGGCGAGCCACCAGCUGUCUAUGCCGAGCAGUUUGACGCGCGUUUCGGAGCAACAGACUGUCUGGGCGGCGGACCUUGCUGGAUUACCCCCCGCGCGCAUUUCACUUUCCUCUCGGCCGUCGCCCAACGCGAUCCCAAGCUCCUGAAACCCACUUCAUACCAGGAGCUUUUCCGGCCGCAGCUUGACGAGGUAUGCGAGAAAGCCAUGAACGACUGUAUUGCAAGCUCGCCGGUAUACACGCAUUUGCUUGGCUUGGGCAUUGCGCCGGCUCACAGAGUCACCUGGAGUCUCGCUGGCAUGUUCGUGAAGCAGGACAUUGAGGGGCAUUGUUCGGAGGGAACUGUGUUGUGGGCAGGUGCUACGACCAGCCAGUGGUUCAUUGACAGCAAAGCUGGUGUCUUUGGCACUUGCAUUGCUCAGAUAUUACCCCCCAUGUUCCCCCCGGUGAUGCAGGAACAUGCUAAAUUUCAGCAGUUGGUCUACCAGAAGUUCGGGCAAAAGUAA